CGCUGCUGCAUAAGAAGAGUGGAUAUCUACCAGCACAGAGUGCAUCGAUGGGGCGCAGAGAUAUUUAGCUAUUUACCUGGGAAACACACAGAGACAGUAUUCCAUGUCUUUCCUCUGCCCCGUCAUUGAUGGGAAAUCAACUGGAUCGGAUCACCCACCUGAAUUACAGCGAGCUGCCCACAGGGGAUCCAUCAGGGAUAGAGAAGGACGAAUUGAGGGUCGGAGUGGCUUAUUUCUUCUCGGAUGAAGAGGAAGAACUGGACGACAGAUCGCAGUCGGACAAUUACAAAGACCAGAGCCCUAGUAAGGACGGUCACGUAGUUUUGAACGAGAUAGAGUACUCAGCUUUCUGUUGCCAGGAAUGCAUUUUCUCCAAAUUAAGAGAAAACGAAGAUUUGAAUAUUUACUCGGUGAAAACUUUGCUCACCAUGUGCAAGCCAGGGGACCUACUGGAACUUGUCGCCAACGAUCAACCGCCGCAUUGGGCGAUUUAUGACAGGAACGACCAAGUCAUUCAUUUGCACAAAGGCGAAAUUCGCAAGGACAGCCUGUUCGAGAUAAGCAAUGGGCGCCUGGGCAGGAUAGUGAACAACCGCUACAGAUAUAGACCGCUUCCCGCUGAUCUAGUGAUGCAGAACGCCAGUGGGCACCUAGGACUGAGCAGCGGGGAGAUUUGCUGGACAAACUCUGAAAGUUUUGCUGCCUGGUGCAGGUUCGGUAAACGGGAGUUUAAAGCCGGAGGGGAAGUACACACCGGAGAACAACAAUAUUUUCUUAAGGUUCAUCUUUCCGAAAAUAACGUGCAUACACUGGUGUUUCACAGUCUGGAGGAUUUAAUAAGAGAGAGGCGCAAGGUGGAUGCCAGCGGAAUCCUGAAGGAGCUGUCUCUAGUUAAUGGGAAGGAGUGAGCACAUUUCCGUUAAUCCCCCUUUAAAUACGGACCUGUUGGGACUUGCAUGCCUUCAACAAGGGCUGCUCCCUAAUUUGCAUAGGGUGUGAUCCUAGUCCAGAGAAAAUCCAGUGAAAAGAAACGGUCCAUGUUCAAGUGGGUAGCUGCCAGAGUUCUUACAGAUGCCCUAAAAUUCACCUUGUACCUUUAAAACCACAUAGCACACAUCUAGGUACUUAGAAUAUUGACAUUUUCAGCUCUACAUGUCCUGCUGCUGCAGAUGGUGCCUAUUCACACUGCCCGUGGUUGUCAGCGAGCACUGUCAAUUUAUUUUUUUACUCUUAGCUUUAAUAUAACAAAACAAUAUUGGCUCAAAAACAUGAAUCCUGGAUCGUUGUUAGUUACAACUCAAGAACGGGCAGUACGUGUUUACGCAAUCGGUAAAAAAAAAAAAAAAAAAAAAAAAAAACA
Molecule: messenger RNA, 1360 nt
Organism: Megalops cyprinoides (Indo-Pacific tarpon)
Lineage: Eukaryota; Metazoa; Chordata; Actinopteri; Elopiformes; Megalopidae
Gene: lratd1
Product: LRAT domain containing 1
Exons: 2
Coding region: 129-908 (259 amino acids)
Source: RefSeq, a predicted model, not a curated record